Bursaphelenchus okinawaensis is the source of this 19469-nucleotide messenger RNA. Lineage: Eukaryota; Metazoa; Nematoda; Chromadorea; Rhabditida; Aphelenchoididae. The record is from the annotation of a GenBank genome assembly.
AUGCCACCAGACCUUGACGUUGAAAGAAAACUAGCCAACAUUACAGUGAUUAAAAACAAAAACAAAGUAAUGUCAAAAAGCGUCAACAAAACCGACACUACCAAUACAAACGAGAUAACAAGCUUACCGACUAGUACAGACCACACGGUGCUUCAAGAAACCUCUGAGACAGACAAGACGGUUUCUCAUAGCCAAGUAGCUACGGAAUCUCCAAAGAACAGUGCCACUUCAUUGCCUAAAAAAACGUUAACAGAAGCCACGAUAGGAUUAGAAAUAUCAGGUUCAGAGAUUGAAAGAAGUCAGACAAACUCAGCCAAAAAUAGUACAGAAAUCAGACCAAAACAGAACAAUCAACGUGCAACAACUGGCAAAAAGUCAAGUAAAACACCAACUGUAGAAGAGAAAGUCAAUGUAACAACAAUCACAUCCAAAUCAGAGUUCGAUACCACAACGAUAUUAUCCCCUAGUAUUGGUCAACCUGUUGACUCUUCUGUAAAACCUACAACCUCUACAGAAGUUUCAAUUGGGUUGGAAAUAUCGGGCUUGGAUCUUGGAAGAAUACCACCUAAUAAUGCGACAGACAGAGCGGAUAUAGAACAUUUUAAACAAAAAAAUAAAAUAGAAAACCAGACAAUUUAUAAUAGUGAAACACCAACCUUACCUGCAGGUGUAAGAAGAGAAGAAAUAAACAAAGAAGAGUUGCAGAAACUCCAAAAGAAGGUAAAUGAUAGUACUACUGAACGCCCAGAUAGUACUAGUGCUUAUUUGAUACCUGCAAAGAGCGUUACAGAAUCUACAGAAGCUUCAGUUGGUCUAAAAAUAUCUGGUAAUGAUGUUGUUAGCAGAGAAAUACCACAAACUCCUGUCACCGACAAAUCUUCAAGGCCUCUAGAAACUAUUUUGUCAAGUACAGGCUCUUCUGGUAGAGGUACUACAACCAGUCUGCCUCAAGUUACAAAUAAAGCACACUUAAAGCUAAAGAACUAUACCAAGUCGAAAGAGUACUCUAAAAUUAGUGUUACGGCUUCACCAGAUGAGAGUGUUGAAAGUGAGCCAAACUUACCUUUUUCAUCAACAUCUUCAGUUGGUCUAGAAAUAUCUGGAAACGACAUAAAAGAGACUGAAAGUGACCAAACUACUGAAAGACCCAAAAACAGAUUCGACAUGGCUAUUACAACAGUUCAAGAACCAGAAAAACAUAACAUUAAGGUACAUAAGUCAGACGUAACAAAAAGUGCUGAUAAAGUCGAAGAGAAAGCUAAUAACAACCCAGUUAACAACGAAAGCACAACCAUAAAGUCACUUAAAACACAUCAAGCUAAAAAUCAAAAUCCAGGAGGUAAUGAUAACAAAAUGGUCGAUAAUAGAAUCCAUGCAUUAAAUGGUGCCGGAAAACAAACCACUCAUACCAUGUCAAAUGAAGUCAAUACUAAACCGUCUAAGAAUACAAAACAUUCAUCAGAAGUUGGUUGGGAAAUUUUUGGCAAAGGUACUCAAACAAAAGAAAGUAUUUAUACUGAUACUACAAAAAGUGACAUAGAAGUACCAAUCAACUUUGCGCCUACUUUAAGUCCAGAUGUAGCCACUUUAAGUACUACAAUGCCAUCAACGACAAACAAAAUUACAACAAAUAUUGUUCGUAACCAAACUGCUACUAAAGAACCAAGUGACAUAACAAAUACACGUUUAGUAAGUAUGUCUGAUACAACUACAACAACUCCUAACAAAGAAUCAACCGUUUCACAACCUUCAAACAUGUACAACAAGUUUACAAACGAUAAAACAGUUAACCAAAAGUCUGAUAAUAACCCCACUACUGGCACUGAAUCCUUCGCUGAAAGUACGGUAACAAUAACUUCAGUUACUAGAACCGCCAAAAAUAGUACUAAAUCAACUUCGAUAACAGAUGACACGCAAAAUCUUUUGCAGCUUACUACUAAAAAGCCAACAAUCAUAAAGCCAGAAAACCAAGGUCCAAACGAAGUAGAAAUUACAGUAAGAACAGGAUACAAGAUCAAUGAAAGACCGACCAAAAAACCGGAAGAUAAAAAUGAAAAGACAGAUAAAGCAAUACCUCAAAACAGCUGGCCAUAUAAUAUCAACAACAUUACAAAGUCCACUCGCGUAAAUUAUCAAACUACUGAAGCUACAGUAAACUCCAAAUCCGUAACUUCAAGUGUCAAUAGCAAUUUAAGACCUGAGAGUUUUGAAGGCACAACUUUGAGGUUUAAUGAUAUUAAUCAAACCUCACAACCAAGUCAUUCAGAAUUCAAAGAAACAAUGACAACAGAAUCUCCUAAAAAAGCUGUUGAAUCCACAACUAAUCCGUCUAUCACGAAAACGACUUUGAAAGAUAAUAAAAAAGAAACCAAGGGUUCGCAAAAUCCCACCUCAACAGCAGUAAAUAAUGAAACAACGGCAAAUACUUAUGUUGAAAAUGCUUCUACUACAACCUCAACACACACAAAUUCAGUCGAAACACAAGUAAAGUCUUCGACAAAAGUUUCAAUUGACAGACAGCAAAAAGCGUCAACUUUGUCACCAUUCGACGUUAAGAACAUAAACGGAGAAAUGGGCACUUUACCAAAUUCUGUAAACAAUAUGUCAACCAGUAGUGUUAAAAAUGUGAAGUCGACUGAGGAAAAGAUAAAAGAAAGUGUUACGCCACGAGUUUUGCUAGAAGGUUCUACAAAACCUUUCCUUUCAAAGAACGAUACAUCAAAAACGAGAGAUACAGAAUCACUAUAUGAAUAUGCAAGUAAAAAAACUAAAACUGACACUGGCAUUGCAAAAGAACGUAAAACAACAUUGUCUUCAACUGAACAACACAAUUUAAAUGUACCACCAGAGUUAACAGCUAGCACCAAAGUACCUUCAAGUAAAUUUACUACCGAAAGCUCAGACUUUACGCAACAAACCGUCAGUUUUGAAACCACAGCAAACUCAACUUUGCAAAAUGUUACAAAAAAGCCGUUGGCAAAAACUACAGUUGAUGACAAAAGUAAUGUCAUAUCAAGUUCCACAAUUUAUACAAAAAACCCAAAGGUGAAUCACGGUCUUAAAAGAACGAGUACAAUUGCUAUCACAGGCUCAAAUAACAGUGGAGUAAGACCAACAACUGGAAAAGAAGUUACAACUACUUUUAGUAAUACAUUAAAAGGUCAAAGCACAACUGAUGUUAACAAUGAAAAAAGUAAUGAAGUAUUGUCCUCUUCAACCAAUAGAAUGCCUGACGAUGAUAAACAAGAAGCUACAACUAGGUCUACUGUAGAAACAAAAAAGAGCAAACUUUUGAAAACUAAAACGCCGUCAUUAUCAUCUACCACGCCACAAUCUGAGCCUCAAUUGCCAAGUAUGCCUACUCUAAUGCCAGACGAUACAACUAAGAUUGUGACUAGCAAUCCAGAAUCAAGAACAUAUAAAGAAAGAAUGGCUUCAGAAGGCACAACUACCGUCCGACCUAAUAAAGUAAGCAGUGCCAAGUCAGAGUUUAACACACCUGUAGAAAAGGUUACAUUAACGCAAGAAGGCUACCAUCCUAAAGAUGUAAACAAUGUUGUCACAACGAUACCAUUUGAAAAGAGUGAAGUUAACUCAAUUACGACUAACAGUAGUAACAAUGCACCAAAAACAUCAAAUAACACUACACUAGAAAACAAUGUCAUUACAGUUGAGCCAGAAAAAUCUACAACGAGUUCUAGCAAAAAGAAAGCAGACAAAUCCACCAGUGAUGAAACAUUACAACAUAAAGAGUUGCCUGAUCAGCCUAGUGUAACUACUGUCAAAGUUACGCUACUUUCUGAAUCAGUCACCACAAAACCAUCAGAUACUCCUAGAAGUACAGUAACUUUAAAAUCUUCAAAGCAAAGAAACGGUAGUACUAAAUCGCCAAAUCUUUCAUCAUCUACAGUAACACAAUUGUCAAAGUCAACAAAAAGUGAAGUCUUACAAACCACUUUGAGCCCCACUACCUAUACAGUAGAAAAAGAAACAACAGCAGCUUCAAUACCAUCAACUAAAAAACCUAAGGUAGCUUCAAGACCUUCAGCUGAAGAAACUACAGUAGCUUCCAUACCAUCAACUGAAGAAAUUACAGUAGCUUCAACAUCUUCAACUAAAGAAACUACAGUAGCUUCCAUACCAUCAACUGAAAAAACUACAGUAGCUUCAAUACCUUCAACUGCAGUUGAUAGCCUGAUUACUAGCCCAAUACCGCCAAAACCAACUGAAAGUGAUCAAACUCCUAAGACCAGCAUAAAAUCCAAUGUUCUGACAUCUGUAACAAAUAAUACAGAAAAAGAAUUAGAGGAUGAAGUUGCAUUUACGCGAGAAACUACAACGAUAAAGCCCAAUGAAGCUACAAAAUCUCAAGAAGUGCAUAAUAAACAGACCACAUGGCAUGACAAGGCAAUAAGUUCUACAAAAACUAUCCAGAAUCAAGAAACAAGUACUAUAACUGUUGACAAUUCAAAAUUAUCAACCUCCACAGCUCGAGCACGUCAUUUCACACAAGUUCAUAAUAAGCCGAUUACUACUGAAACACACCCAGCUAGUACUGAACCUAAAGGCUUGAACGACAAAACGAGUACAACUAUAGGUAACAAAACCAUAUCAGAAGAAAUUGCUGUCAUUACAACAACGCCAAAAGUGUCAACUCAGGAAAUUAAAACAAAGCACAUUAAAAGCACAUCUAACUAUAAAGAAGUCAACUCUAACAAAGACAAAAAAAUUAUAGAACCUGACUCUAACACUACAGUAAUACCGGAAAGUGAUACGAGCAGAAUAAACCAUAGCGCUACAAAAGAUUCAUUGUCAACUACAACGUCAGAACCUGCAAAGAAAGGUGAAAUAACUGCAACGGUCAAGCCAACAAAAGACAUUGAUUUUGAUGCUAAGGAAGUUGAAAAAAGUACUAUUAGAACGUCUAACAGCAAAGUCAUUACUUCAACGACUUCUAAACCAGAAAGUGUUUCAUCAACCAAUUCUACGAUAAAAGAAGGCAGUGAUAAAAACAACGUAACGAAAUCACCAAACUUUACUGUUGACCUAGUUGACACAACAACAACCAAACAUGUGUCGGUGUCCAUAGAGAAACUAGCCACCUCGGUUACACUGUCACAAUCAAGCCAACCAGAUAGCCAUGAAAAGAUUGAAGCUGUCACGCCAGGAUUACAAACUUCCGAAGAACCAGUAAAUAAAAUCGAAAAACUGAAGAACAAUAAAAAAAUUGUUAUUGACAAAAACCGUACCAUACAACCACCAAGUAGUGGCAUUAGUGCUUCCAAAUCAAACUUAAAGCCAACAGAAAGCUUUGAAAAGGGCAGCAAUUCAAACGUUAAUACCCAGGAUAAUAAUAACAUAACAUCAGAUGCCAGCACAAAACAGUUUUCUGUACCAGUGACUCAAGUUUCUUCACUAUCAUACACAAACUCACAAAGUUCAAACCCUAUAAAGCACAGUACAACACAAACCCCAGGCACCACAAAAACAACACAUUCACCUUACAGUGUCCCACAUGAAGAUGGAGACUAUCCUGACCACGUUCACAAAGAAGAGUCACGUUAUCACAGCACGAUCACAAAUACAGUAUCUAAAUCUACUCAAAUUCCAGAAUUUAUCGACAUUUUCCCUGUCAAUUCGAAUACUGGAAAAGAUUCUCAGUUCGUCCCGACUACAAGUUCGCCACGUAAGUUUUCAUUUUAAAUAUAUUUUUAGAAAUUAAAUUUUAAAAAUGUUUAUUGUAUAUAUAAUAUGUAAACAUAAGAAAUCUAAUUAUUAAUCACCAAUUUCAGGUUCUAAAUUUUUGCUUUUUCAAGUUUUAAACCUUCAUUAACAUUUUAAUUUUUACUUCCAAAUACUUUAACAUAACCACCAUUACCUGAGUAAUCCUCUACUUUCAGACUACACCAAACUACAACGUGAAACCACUCACGAUGGUGAUGAUGUGACUGAAGAUGCCUUGAAGAACACCUUUGGUCUUGUCAUAUCUGGCCAUCCUGAAGCAACAACAUCUGAAUUUGGACUAGUCAUUGGUCGAUUGGCACCAACAGAAGAACCAACGGUACCAGAGCUGGAAGAAGUGCUACCAGAAGGAAUUGUGCCCCAAGACAAGUCAAGUGAACUUGUUGAAGUUGACGAAGCUACAGAAACUCCAGAGAAUCUACUUCAGAAAGUAAAUGAUCUACUGGUCAAACAAGGUCAUGAGCCCAUAUCUACAGAAGCUCCGGUUACUGUAUCUGACAAGAAACUGGUUGAGGAAGCUUUGAGGAUCAUUCAAGGUCUACAGGCCAAUAAAAAGACUCAAGACAUUAAAGGCGGUCUGGAAGGGUUCAAGACACCUGAAGAUGAAGAUAUUGGAAACGACUUCAAUAGUAAAGGAAAGAAGGUACAGUGGAGGAACAGAACGGUCGAAGAAGGCAGUCGACUCAACAUUGGCCUCCCAACCAACGGUGACCUUCAAAAGCUACGUUCCUUGUUACCAGAAGCCGAGGAAGAGACAUCAACACCUUUUGAUAGAAAUUCGAAAGUGGGUAAAAAUCAAAAAAGUAGUCUACCAUCAGAUACCAAUCAUCCAGAUUGGCCUGAAAUCACAACUGACGACACAGACUUUGAAUCUCUUGACCGUGAAGAACUUCUACAAAGACUCAAAGCUUUUACUAAGUCCAGAAACAUUGUUACAGUAGCUACCACGCAACCAAGUGUACCUAAAGAAGAUGGGAAAACACCAGAAAUAGUGAUUGAUACUGAAGAUUUGGAAAAGUUAGAAAGACCGGAACUAAUCAACCGGUUGAAAAAGCUUCUGCAAUUAGCUCUGCCAGAAAUCGCGAUUGAUGAAACAAACUUUGAAACUCUGGAAAAAGAAGAGUUGAUACAGAAGAUCAAAGAAGUCUCUGCUCUCACUAAAGUUCCUACUCUGACUCCGCUAUCUACCGUACCAACAGAAUCUACAGUAGUCCCAUUGUCAGCAAAAACACCACUAUCUACAGUAAUCCCACCCGAGAUUACGAUCGAUGUGGAAGAUGUUGAUGUGCUGAACAAAGAAGAGAUUAUUGCCAGACUAAAACUGAUACAAGAAGCCAUGAAGAAGGAUAAGAUAACAUUGACAAAACUACCAACUACAACGCCACUUCAGAUAGUGCCAGAUCACGUAGCCACUGAUAAUAUUGACAUCGAUGACCUUAUCCCUUCUACUACACCAAGUUCGAACUCUGUUGAACACAAUGAACAUGGUCUAGUUAUUUCCGGAGAAAAUGUUAAACCAAUAAAUGUUAAAAAUCUACCAUCAAUCUCACAGCCAGUACCAAAAGUACCAAUCGACAUUGAUGACAUAGAAAGCUUCCCAUUAAACAAGGCUGACUCUGGAAAGAAAGAAGGCUUUGCCAAGAACCGCGAAUUCAAAUUCGAAUCAGGAACACUUGGCCAAAACACUCUUUCCAAAGCAAAUGAGACGUUACAGCCUAACGAACAAGGCUUAGUCAUCUCUGGAAGUGGCAUAAAGUCAAGCCAGCCCGACGGUUCACAGCAGCCAGAAAUGCCUCGAGGUAACAUUGGAGUUUCUCCGAAAGACUUUGAUAAUACUCAACCUAAGAACGGCAUUGAUGCUGAUGGAUCUUCACCUGCUAACCCUAACUUCAACAAACCUACUGUUGAAACUGACACAACGUCUCCAGAUGAGCGUGGAUUGAUGAUUAAGGGAGAAGAUCUCAAUCCAGAAAGUCCAGCAACAAAAGAAGACAAAAUACUAUCACAAACUACCAAUAACAUCAAACCAAAAGAUGGCCUACAGAAUCCUGAAGACACAAGUGCUGCUAAAACCGUUACAUCACCUGAUAACAAUGUGCCACACAAUAACGGUCCAACUCAAAAGGCAGAACCAAGCCCAGGUGCAGCUACAGCUGAGCUACCCCAACCUGGUGAACAAGGUCUAAUCAUCAACGGCCAAGAUAUUGAACCACAAGGUACGCAGCCUACUACACGUCUUCCAAAAGUAACCAAGGUUACUGACAUAUUCAAGAAUACCAAAGAACAACCUUUGUCAGAAUCUGUCACCCUCGGAACUCCUCAACCCAAUGAGCAAGGUUUAAUGAUUAAUGGUCAAGAUAUUCAUCCUGAGCCAGAAACAACUACUGAACUAAACACAUCAGAAGAAGAAGCUAACAAGUUAACUACCACUUCAAAUAUAGCCCAAACCCAUCAACCAACAGAAGGCUUAAAAGUUAAAGUUAAAGAUGGUAACUCAAGAGAACCUACUACAGCUUCUAGUCAACCUCAACAGCCUAGUGUGUCAACUGCAGCUUCUGCUACCCUAGAAACCCCUCAGCCAAACGAACAAGGUUUGAUAAUCAAUGGAGCUGAUGUACAUCCAGAAACUUUGCCUACAAAUAAGCCAUCAGAAGCAAGCACAACGUCUCCUACUCCAGAAGUCAAUGAUCUUCCAGAAAGUCCAGUCUCACCUACUAGCAACAAAGAACAUCAAAGAACUUUGACAACAGGUACCGGAAAAACAAAAGAUGAACCAAAAUUGCCAUUUACAUUAGAAACACCACAACCGAGUGAGCAAGGACUAAUGAUAAACGGUCAAGAUUUGCACCCAGAAACUUCAACACCAACUGCUGGCAGUGAAACGACCGAAAACACAACCUCUGGCAAUGAAGUGACUUCUGAAGGAAUAACUUCUAAAAAGCCUUUAUCACUACCAAUCACUGUGGAAACUCCUCAACCAAAUGAACAAGGUCUGAUAAUUAAUGGAGCUGACGUUCACCCAGAGACAACCAGUUCAGCAACCGUUUCCACUGACGGAAAAAUUACUUUCAAUAAUACAGUGAUUAGUACAACACCAGCAAUGUUGACAGAAGAAACACUUCAACCGAAUGAGCAAGGUCUGAUGAUUAAUGGAGCUGACAUUCACCCUGAAGCAACUCCAGAAUCUACAACUUCAGUAAACAUAAAAGGUACUGAGCCGGCUACAAAAGACAACGUAAAAACAACUAUGAUACCGACAGUAGAAACACCCCAACGUAACGAACAAGGCUUGAUGAUCAAUGGUGCUGACAUUCAUCCUGAGACACCAAGUGCAACAAAUGGUGUCACAAACUCAAACACAUUAGAGUCCACAACUGUUGCAACAGAAGGUAACACAUCUAGUAAUAAAAUCGUCAAAGUAACCACGUCAUCUUCAACCAUCGAGACCCCUCAACCAGACGAGCAAGGUUUGAUGAUUAAUGGAGCUGAUAUUCAUCCUGAAGUCAUUGAGACUACAACACCUAAAGUAGAAUUGGAAGGCUCAACACCAAGCAACAAUAUUGUAGACAAAGCAAGAUCACCGUCUACUGCAGAGACCCCUCAACCAGAUGAGCAAGGUUUGAUGAUUAAUGGAGCUGAUAUUCAUCCUGAAGUCAUUGAAACUACAACACCUGAAGGAGAUAAUUCAACACCAAACAGUAACAUUGUAGACAAAACAACAUCACCAUCUACAGUAGAGACUCCUCAGCCAGAUGAGCAAGGUUUAAUGAUUAAUGGAGCUGAUGUUCAUCCAGAAGCAACAAGUCCAUCAACUGGUGUCACAGCUAAAGAAACUACUCCAAGUAGUACUAUUAUCAGUAGAACAACAUCGUCAUUAACAGAAGAAAUAUCUCAACCAAAUAAACUUAACCUAACAAGACCACCAGCUACUAUAGAAACACCACAGCCAGAUGAACAAGGUCUGAUGAUCAACGGUGCUGACAUUCAACCAGAAACCAAUACCGCCUCUACGGUUCCAGAAUCAGUAAAAACAACAGAAUCCACAAGUGAGAAGAUCAACCAACCUGCAGCAUCUACAACUAUGGAGACUCCGCAACCUGAUGAAGAAGGUUUGAUGAUUAAUGGAGCUGAUAUUCACCCAAUUACUCAACAAACUACAGAGAUUGCAUCAACAGUAGCCCCAGUUGAAGUCACGACAAGUGACACCCCAGUUGAAGUGUCAACAACAACUGCUCAAACUUUGGGUCAAGAUCUGUCGACUUUGGAGCCAAGCACGGUAAACACAGAAACAGUAGCAACACCAAAGGCUUCAAACCCAUGGUCUGUGACAACAGUAAAAACUUCUCUCCCAGAAAAGGAAGAUAUGACAGAAAACCAAGAAAAGACCCCAAUUGCUACAGAAUCUUCAACUUUGUUUGAAACGAGCCGAACUACUGAAGAACUUGGAGUUACCAAAUUGUCUAAAGAGAUUACAGAAGGAACAACAGCUGAAAGUGUUGUCCCAUCCUCAACAUCGCCUUUGGAAAUAGAUAUUCCAGAAGAAGAAACUGAAGAAGUUAACAAGGUCGAGCUGCUAAAAAGAACUGAUAGUACGACAACAAGUACCAGUGAUAAAACAACGCUUGAAGUUACAACUGCCGCAACUUCCACAACAAAAGAAGAAGCUUUAAUCUUAACAGAACCUUCUACUACAUCUCCAGAAGAAGUUUUAGUUACAGAAAAGGCUCCGUCUGAUAAAUUACAAGUUGUGACCACUGAUGCUGAUGUUACAACAUUAAGCAUAACAGCUGACCGCUUUGAACCAACAGUGCCAACACUUAAAACUGAAAAGCCUCAAACAGAAACUGAAGAAACGACACAAAGCAUUGAAACUACUGAUACUGAAACAGUUCCACAAGAAACAACAACAUCAACAACGUCAGAAUUCAUAAAUAUUUCAACAACCCUGCUUCCAGAGAAUGAAGAACCAGAAGAAUCUAGUAUUGUCAAAGAAACUACAGAGUCAAUCAUAAGUCUAACACCAGCAACGCCCAAACCGGUCGACUCAACUCCAGAAUCAGCAAUAAGCACAACUGAAAGUAUUAGUACUACUGAUCUUACCAAGGGAAAAAUCAGCACUAUUCAAGUGUUGAUAUCCUCGACGCCGACGCAAUCUACUGACAUUACCGACGCAAUUCCUAAUGAACAGCCUGCUAGUUCAUCUAGUACUGAGCUGACUACACAAACACCUACUUCUCCAUCAUCCGAAGCAAGUAAAAUGGUUAAAUCAAGUACUACAACAUCGGAAUUGCAUUCUGAAAGCUCUAAAUCAACUGAAUUUGAGAAAACAACGUUGAAUCCGACAGAAAGUAAACCUACUGUUAGCUUUACUGGUAGUAGCAUCACGAUUGCAUCAACGGAAGCUACACUAACUUCAGAAGAAACGUCAUCAUCUACAUUAGCAUCAACAUCUGACGUAAACAAAGAAAACGAAGUAACAGUCAAAACUCCAGAAACAACCAAAUCGGCUAAUAUUGCAACUACAUCCUCAACUGUAGAAAUAUCUUCAAAAACAAAUGUAAAUGAAGAAACAACCAUGACGAACAAAGAAACAACUUCAAUACCCAAUGAAGUCAACCUUCCUGAAACAAGCAGUAGAAGCUCUAGUACUGCGGCUAAAACUGCGGAAGAAGUUACACAGCCAGCUAAACAGAUUACUGUCACAGAAAAUUCACCUACAACUACUGUUGACACUAGUGAACAAACGUCAGUACCAACCACAAGCAUAACUGAAAAGCCAGAAGACGCUGCUACAACUGCUAUUGAAGAUUUAAUUACAUCAACGCCAGGUAAAGAAGAUUCUGAAACUACAGUACCACCAGUCAACGCCCUACCUGAAGAACCACAAGUAUCUACUGAAGCGUCUAAAACAACACCACAUGACAUCACUGAAAAAGUUACAGUAAAAACAGAAAGUUCUUCAAAGCCUUCCAUUAUUGGCGUUACUGCUGAGAAGAAUUCAGGAAGACCAAAAGAACCCGAAACAACUUUGCCAGAGAAUAAAGCCGAGAAGACCACUCCAACAACAAAAGCAAAGUCAUCAACAGUAAGACAAGAAGAAGAAACAACUUCUAAAGCAGCUGUUAUGACUCCAGGGAGCACUGUUGAAACAAAACCAACCACAAUAAAAGAACCAGCCUCAGAGAAGGUAACUAAGGCUUCUAUUGAAAGUAAUACAGUAGUUUCUGAAAGCACGACAAUACUUUCUGAACAAACAGCUCAACCAACAAGUAAUGGUAAUGGACUCACUGAUACACCAUCACCUACUUCUGGUCACACUGAAACAACAACUAGUUCAUCUAACGUAGGUAACGUAGAAACAACACCAAAUGCAUUGAAUGAAAGCUCAAAAACUACAGUAAAUGAUAAAACGUCAGAAACUACAGUCAACCCGCCAGAAGACACCGUUCAGACUGAAAAACUAAGGAAUCAACAGAUCUUCCAUGAAGGAGCUGCUACUGAACCAGUGAACAAUGGUAGACAUGGCACAAGACAUCCCAAAGUAGUCAAUGUUGAAACUACUACCACUGCAGUAAUAAAUGACAGUAGACAAACAAAUGCACCAACAACUACUACUACAGAAACUAAAGAUGAAGUCACAAAUUCAGAAGUAACUACUUCUGAAAGUAAAGAACCAAUUGAUUUAAUUAACAAAGUUUCUACAGAAAACCCAAAAAGUCAUCCAGCAACCUCAGAAGCUUCAGUUAUUACCCCAUCAACUGAAUCAAUACCUGAACUUGAAGUCUCUGAAGCCUCAACGUAUUCUCCAGAAAGCACUGACGCUCCAUUCGUACCAAGUACCAAUCUACCAAGUACAACUACUGAAUAUAUGUGUACAGAAGACUGGACUAACUAUUGUAAGGUUCUGAACAGAACAUGUUACGCUGAUGCCCGAACAGAACUGCUACAGUGUGGAGAAUGCUUACAAGGUUACAGUAUGAUCAGCGGCGAAUGUGUCAAUGUAAUUGAUGUUGAUAAGUUGACAACUGAAGGCUUUGUUCCUCAUGAAGUUACUGAAGCUAACGGCAAAGAUACUGAAGCUAAGUCAACUGUAGGUAACGAUGAACCAACUACUGAAGAAAUGGCACGAAUUGAACCAGAAACAACAACGUUAGAAAGUAUAUUAACAUCAACACCAAGAGUUUUACUCUACACUCAAGAAAACGUUGUAUCAUCUGCUGAACCUGAGAAUCUUGAAUUAGAAACUAAGACAGAACAUGACCAAAGUCAGUCUACUUCUACAAUGCCAACUGAAUCAAGUCCUAAAGUCACAACACCAUCUACGACGCCACAAGUUAGUUUUGAAGCUACAAGGAACGACCAAGAAGCUAAAAUAACAUCAAUUCCGUCUGACAUAAACUCUACUAUUUUGCCUAGAGAUACGAUAAUCAAUAAUGAAAGAGAAGGCGAAACAACAGCCAAUUUACCUGAAAAGGAAGCAGAACAAACAACAAUUUCAAGAGAAACACCUAGAUCGUCAUCUACAGUGGAUACAUCAACGUCUGAAGCAGCUAUAACUUCUAAACCAACAUCUAAACUAUUUGAAACUUCAUCAUCAACUAGAAGCAUUAUGACCCAAAAGACAACAAAACUAUUACCUAAACCAACAAUAAAGACAGAUAAAACACCAAAUAAUGAAGAACAUGCUAUAAAAACAACCACAGAUCAACCAACCUCUUCUCCUGCAGAAAGCAGCGAAGCUUCAGCUGCUCCAGAGCCAUCGCGAACAGUAACGAAAGCUCCAAUGGUUCCACAAACAACACGCGGCGUUGUCUCCAGAAUUCCAGAAGUAAUUGUGACUGAAGAACCUGAAAUUAAGAUUGAAGAUGGUGAAAACUUUGAGAAUGUUAAUAAUGAACAACAGUUCAGCACCACGGUAAGUUAUAUUUUCCUAUUUUUAUCCGAAAAUUAAAUUCAAAAUUUUUUAGGUAACAAAUUGAAAGAAAAUUAUGUUUUAGCGGUUCUUUCCACUUUUUAUAGCUAUUGCUUCAAAAUUUCGAUUAAAACAGAAUUUUUAAAAUUUUAGGUAACAAAUCAAUUUAUAAAUAUUAUAUUCCCGACCUCUUUUUUUGCUAAUUUAUAUUGUUUUAGAUAGAAACACUCAUUUCAACCACCGUUGUGUCGACUGUUCCAUCCUAUUUUGAAUGCUUGUCUUCUGAUGAAUGUGGACACGAUGCUCAUUGUGACAGAAUCUCUGGAAAAUGUGAAUGUAAUAAAGGAUUCAGGCUGGAGAACGAUAUUUGUGAAGGUAAGGACGGAAUGUCAACUUUAUUUUUCCAAAAAUAAAAUUGCGCCAAAUAUUUUCUUUGAAAAUAAUAUUUUCGAAACGAUUUGACAAAAUGUUUAUUCUUUUUACAUUUUUCUAAACUCUUUUCAUUUCCAGAUGUCAAUGAAUGUUACGAGAACACCCACAAAUGCCAUGUCAGUGCAGUUUGUCGCAACUACAUCGGUGGCUACACAUGUGACUGCCCAGUUGGCUGGCGUUUGAAUCCUCUGAAUCAAUGUAUUGAGAUCAACGAAUGCGAAGAGAAGACAGCUACAUUGUGCCAUAGUAACGCUUCUUGUGUUAACAUUCCUGGAAAUUACACUUGUCAAUGUAACGAAGGCUUCAAAGGAGAUGGCUACAAUUGUUUUGGAGGUAAUUUGAGACAUUGUAACGAUCAAGAAUUGGCUCUAACAACAUGUCCUCAUACUCAUUUAUGUUUGAUCGACUCGAUUGGUCGGGAAUCUUGUGAUACUUGCAAAUCUGGCUAUGAAAUGAAGGAUGGUAGAUGUGUGGAUGUAAAUGAAUGUAUAAACGAAGAUACUAACAGGUGUAAUGUUAAUGGAUUGUGUAUAAACAUACCUGGAAGCUACAUCUGCCAAUGUCAGAACGGCUACAAGGGAGAUGGCUACGAUUGUCAGGAUAUAAAUGAAUGUGAGACGAUCACACCAUGUCAUCCAUUGGCAUCUUGUAGUAACUUGAAUGGCACUUACAUGUGUACAUGUCCUGAGGGUUGGAUGGGAGAUGGAAGAUAUAAAUGUGUUAAUCCAGCUGAUACCAAGUGUGAUAGAAAAGAAGAUGUUUGUAGCAGUCAGAAGUUCCAUUCUUGUUUGAGCGUGAAUGUAAAGGAAGAUACGAAGUCUUUCUGUGAAUGUGAAGCUGGAUAUCGGUACAACAAUGUUACUAAGCAAUGUGACGGUAAGUCUAUUAUCUACUAUAACAUAAAUUUAUCUACUAUAAUAUAAUAAAUAUAAUAGAAAACAGAUUCAAAAAUUACUAUAGUUUUUAUUCUUGUUUAUUUUAAUAUUUAUCAUCUAAAAAUGGCUAAAAUUUAUUAAAAUUAGUUUAUUUUAGAUAUUGACGAAUGUAAAGAGAACCGAAACAACUGUUACCUUCAUACCUCAACAUGUUUGAACUAUAUGGGCGGCUACGAAUGUGAUUGUAAGCCAGGAUACGAAGGUCAGAAUGGAGUAUGUGUUGAUGUAGAUGAAUGUGCACGAGGUACCCAUUCGUGUCAUCCAUCAGCUGGUUGUGUCAACGAAAUUGGCAGCUAUCGAUGUGAAUGUCUCGAUGGUUAUAUUGGAGAUGGAAGAUACUGUAAUGGAGUUGUAAAAGAGGCUUCUGUAGGUAAUCCUCGUGGUACUGUAUUGUCUGGCACAACUCGUAGCGCUGAUAAAACUACUACAACAACACAGGGACUUCCAGAAGCUAUAUUUACAGAUGGAACUUCUAGUAGCGCCUCAUUUGAAUCAACGACUCCAUCAUCUACCAUAUCAUCUGAUAUAGCAUCUUCUACUGUUCCGACUACGAAAGUAGCAUUAAAUGAACCACCACAACCUUCUUCUGAAGCUGCUGCAUCUAAAGUGUCUACAGCUACUUCAAUGUUCAUUCCAAGUCGUCUUGAAUGUACUGAAGAUUGGAAGAAUUACUGUACUAGUUUGAACAAGUACUGUUAUGUUGAUAAUGAAGAGAUACUACAAUGUGGUGGAUGUUUGGAAGGAUAUCACCCGGUCAAAGGAGAAUGUAUACGUAAGUUGCAGGUUAUACUAUCUUGUUGUGUAGUUUUUUGUAUUAGAAGCAUUGAAGGAAUUUUUUCAUUGUAUUAUUAUGAUGUUUUAUAUAGUUUUGUAAGUUACUGUUGUGAAGUUUUAUUAAAUACGGUGUAUAAUAUUAUAUUUUAGCUCAAUUGGGAGUAGGAAACUGUAGAGAAAGCAACAAUUGUAACAAGAACGCCGAUUGUAUUGAUGUGGUAUACAACAGGCAUAGCUGUGUGUGUAAAAAAGGUUAUGUUGGCGAUGGACAUCACUGUGAUGGUAAGUUUUGUGUGAAAUUAAGCUUUGUAUUCUUAUAAUUUUAUAUUUUCUAUGUUACAUACAAAGUUCUUAUUUAUUUUAACUGAGUAAUGUUUUUUUAUUACAAUAGCAUCAAGCCUUUAAAAGUGCAAAAAGCUAUUGUAAGUUGAAGAAUAAUGUAUUAAACUAAUACCACCUCACUUAAGAUGUCAACGAAUGCACAAUGCCCGGACUAUGUGAUGCCAAUGCUGAAUGUAACAACAAGGAUGGGUCAUUUGAGUGCAGUUGUAAACCCGGCUAUGUUGGUAAUGGCUUCUACUGCAUCAAAUAUGAAAACACUGGAAAUAUGACUAACUGUAAUAUUAAUCAUCGACUCUGUCAUCCUAAGGCACUAUGUCUCAUCGAUGGAUCUUGUCAAUGUUUGGCUGGAUACACUGGAGACGGAAUUGCUAAGUGCAAUAUUUUAGGUAAUUUUUGUAGAAAAUUAAUGAAGUUUGGAGCUGUUCUUGUCUUUUUUAAAGAUCUCGUUGACUUUUAAACUUAAAUGUUGUCAAUUAUCAUAAAUUGAUAACAUAAUAAUAAUUUCAGAACCUACCUCAACGUCUUCUCAACCUGAACUUCCAAGUCAGAACAAUGGAUAUGAUGAACCUGAUCAAUCAAAUAAACAAGUCUCGUCUUCAACUGUGUCUUCUGAUUCUCUGCCUACUCAAUCACCACAAACCCUGUCUGUAUCUUUGUCUACUCGUACUAAUCAGCACGAGCAAACUUAUAUUGUACCCGAGUCAAAGAAGGUAACACCAAAUUGUGUAUUGGACAAGGAAAUACGAUGUCAUCCGAUGGCGAGCUGCAACAUGUUCAGCGGACAAUGUAAAUGUAGACCUGGAUACGAAGGAGAUGGGUUCACAUCUUGCAGGUGGGUCAUUUUUUAGAAGCUUAUAUUAAUUUGACCUUUUGGGAAAUCGUUGCUUUAUCUUAUUUUAUCUUUUUAACAUAGUAAUUGUUGUAGAUUGAAUACAUUGUUUGUAAUUGAUCCAAUUUUUAUCUUUUUCAGUCGCAUAUGGGAAGAUUGUCGUUCAGAUCAACAUCUUUGUGACUUCAAUGCCAGAUGUAACCAAACUUUAGGCCAAUGUGAAUGUAGCCCCGGCUUCAUUGGAGAUGGAAUGUCUUGUACGCCAGAUCGUCUUGACUGUUCUACAAAUACAGAAUUGUGUAGCGAGUUUGCCGACUGUGUAGGUAACAGAUGUAAAUGUAAAGAAGGCUACUCGGGAGAUGGUAUGAUGUGCUUCUCGAUGUCACCAAAGCUGUCGCGACAAGAUUGUCUCAACUGUCAUUGUAGAGCUGACUGUGUUCAAGGUGAAUGUAAAUGUCAGACGGGAUUUACUGGAAAUGGCAUCGUAUGUUUGCCUGACGUAUACGAUUGUAUCAACUACCCUGGAGUUUGUCACAACAACGGUUACUGUAACAAUGCUACAAGAAAGUGUGAAUGUAAAGCUGAAUAUGUUGGCAAUGGCUACGAUUGUACGAUACGAAAUUCUUGUUCGCAGUACCCAUCGUUAUGUCAUUCUGACGCUGAUUGUCUGCCAUCUGGACAAUGUCAAUGUAGAUUUGGGUUCUACGGAGAUGGUAUGCACUGUAAACAAGAUAUUUCGUACAAGGAGUUGACUCAAGUGAAGGUAAUGGACACACCGUCACCUGAAUGCUCAUCUUAUUGCGGCUACAAUCAGGAAUGCUUCAAUGGGGCGUGUAGAUGUAGAAGUGGAUAUUCAGCUAAUUUGAAUGGAGUUUGUGUUGGUAUGUUGUUUUACAUCAAGUCACAUAGUUAUGAUUAUAUUAAUAUUGUUUUUUUUUUGAGUAUGUAGACUUUACUUUGUAGUGGUUCGUUACUAUGUAUAUAUGUAUCAAAGUUUAAUAAGUUUUGGGAUAAUAUACAUUGUUUCAAGAACAAUGUUACUAUGUACAUAUGUAACAAUAUUAUGACUUAUACUUAAUUCUGAGAAUUUUAUUUUAUGUACAUAUACUCAAUAUUAAUAUUGUAGAUGUUGAUGAAUGUUUGUCUGGGGCCAGUGGCUGUUCUGCGAAUGCUAAAUGUAGAAACACAGAAGGAUCGUAUGAAUGUAUAUGUCCGAAAGGGAUGUCAACAGAUGGUAGAUCCUGUUACUCCCUUGAACAAACGUAUACUGUACUUGGAGUACAAGUACAAUGUGAAGCUGAUGGUAUGAAAGUCACCUUCUCUACUCUACCACGACCAUUUACCGGUCGAAUCUACGUAAAAGGACAAACUGACAACACAUAUUGCUCUAGAAAUUACGGUAACGAAGAAACAUACGACAAUAGUGUCAGUAAUCGUCAAAACUACGGUGGUGUGACAUCGGAUGGCAAUGUAAUCUUCAAAGUAGACGUAUCACACUGUAACGUCGACAUGAAGGUGAACAACACUUUGUCUACAACUCUGAUCGUACAACGUCAUCCUACCUUUGUGACUUCUGAAGCAGAAUCUUACAAUAUCCAAUGUAUGUAUCCAUUGGCCGAAAGAGACGUCUCGGCUAAGUACGGUAUUGCUGAUGUAGAACCAAAAGAUACGAUAGCAGAAGACGGAGUAUCCCCAAUGUGCCAGUUCAGUGUGAAGAAUCUGGAAGACAUUAGAGUAGAUCAGGCUUUGGUUGGUCAGGUUUUGAAGCUAACUCUCACCGUGGCUCCAGAGCCGGAAUACGCGAUUCAGCCCCGGAACUGCUACGCUAUAAAUCUAGAGACUAACGAUCGUCAUCAGCUCACAGACGAGGCUGGGUGUGCCAUAGACACAGAACUGUUCCCAGAGUGGUCGAGAGUCUCGAAGAGUCGACUUCAAGCUACCUUCAGGACAUUCAAGUGGCCGGAGAGCUCUAUGGUCAGGUUUGAAUGUUAUUGUACACCGUGCUUGAACGAAUGUGCCGAGAACGAUUGUGGAAAGAGGAAGCAGAGAUUGUCACGACAUAUUGGGGACAAGAGUGAUAAGGAUCUUGUUCUUGACAAUAGUACAUUGACGUUCUCUCCAGUGGUCAAGGUCACUGAAGAUGAACAUGAACGACAAGUGCAACGAGAGUUUGAACUCUGGCUGGCUCAAGGUAAAGUUGUAUCUUUAUAUUAAGUAAAGGACCGUAGCGUCUUCAUGAGAAGAUAGAUAACAUAUUGAUGACUUAUUUACUCUAUCUUAAACUCUUUAAUUUUCAGAAGAACUAGUAACCUAUACAACGACAUCUGAUGAGUACGUGUGCAUGAGUUCAGUAUGGACUAUAACAACAUUGAUUGCAAGUAUACUGUCAAUUGUCACAUUACUUACUGUAUUCUUACUGUAUACGAAGAAAAUGACGGCUAUAGAAAAGGAAAGGUCAUGUGACUACAUGAUCGACGAUAACGUGUCUUAUAUUCAAUUUUAA